AUGGCUAAGAUUGUCUUGUUUGGCGCAUCCAUGACCGAGUGGAGUUUCAAAGAGAAGACGCAAGGGAUUGGAUGGUUUCUUGAGAAUAACUACACGUCAACCCGUCUGAAAGCAGACUUUGCCCGUAUAAUAAGCAGCGCAACAGCCCCUGAGGCGGCACCGACCCUCCUCUUCACCAUCUUCCUCGGUGCAAACGACGCCUGCUUCAUCGGCGAGAAGGAGUAUGUUCCCUGGCCCACCUUUUCAGCGAACAUACGGGAGUUCCUCGACACCAUCCUCACGGAGCAGGCUAUGGAGAACACAAAGAUAGUUCUGAUCACGCCCCCACCCAUCAAUGGGUCUGUGGUAGAUACUGGAGAAAGCAGGUCUGCAAGAGAAAUACAGGAGAUCAAUGAGUCACGAAAGGAAGGACCAAGGUACAAGACUUACAUGAGUAAGAAGAGGUAUGCAGAUGGGCUUAUGCAGAUCGCGAAAGAGUACGAAGAGACGGGCAGAGUCGUUGGUCUCAACUACUGGCAGCACAUGGUGGACGCAGUCAUUGCAGAAGAAGGAUGGGAGUACGAUCAGGAUGUGCCACCGGGAUGCGGCUUAUUGGGCGCAAAGACGUUCCCAGCGGGCUGGUUUACGGACGGGCUGCAUCUCAAUGUCAAGGGAUACGGAGUGCUGAACAAGGAACUGUACGAGCUGGUGACGGCAAAGUGGCCGGAGUUAGCAGCCGAGAAGUUGUAA
Molecule: messenger RNA, 729 nt
Organism: Alternaria conjuncta
Lineage: Eukaryota; Fungi; Ascomycota; Dothideomycetes; Pleosporales; Pleosporaceae
Exons: 2
Coding region: 1-729 (242 amino acids)
Molecular function (GO): hydrolase activity, acting on ester bonds
Source: RefSeq, a predicted model, not a curated record